GGAGGGAAGGUAGAAUAAAACAGAGAAAUGAAACCGGAACCUGAAAUGCAAGAAAGGGAAGCGGCUUCACCAAGGGGGGUUUUAGAGAUUCCUGUUGCAGGUACAGAUUCCGAUAAUAGUAGCAGCUGUUGCAACUCGACGGAGAAAUUGACGCCUGAGAGAUCAACGCCGGUAGUAAACCGUGAGGGCGGUUACGCUUCGCAUUGGAAGAGCAUGAUUGACGCCAUUAAAAAGAAGAGGCUCUUCGUCAUUCCUCUUCUGACAAACUAUGAUCUUACAGGCAAGAAUCUGUGGAAGAAAUUGGCUCGGAUUCAAAACUUAAGUACUGAGGAUAGUCCUGAUGUUGAAGGUCUAUCAGUCUCUAAACCUUCUUGGAGGAAAUUUGAAUAUGAAGAACUUGCUGCUGCAACUGAUAAUUUCUGUCCUGAAAACUUAAUUGGGAAAGGGGGACAUGCAGAAGUGUACAAAGGGUGCUUAUCCGAUGGUCGAUUUGUAGCAGUAAAGAAGCUAAUAAGAGAGGAGAAAGAAGAAGAGGAUAGAGUGAGCGAUUUCUUGUCGGAGCUUGGGAUUAUUGCACAUAUAAAGCACGAAAAUGCAGCUCGAUUGAUUGGUUUCAGCACCGAGAAUGGUUUACACCUUGUUCUUCAAUAUCUACCAAAGGGCAGCUUGGCUUCACUGCUUUUUGGAUGUUCUGCACAGUGUAUAGAAUGGAAGAUAAGGUAUAAGAUAGCUUUAGGGGUAGCAGAUGGACUGAAGUAUCUCCAUCACGACUGUCAUAGGCGUAUCAUUCACAGAGACAUCAAAGCCUCUAAUAUUUUACUCACUGAUGACUUUGAUGCGCAAAUUUCUGAUUUUGGACUGGCUAAAUGGCUUCCAGAAAAUUGGCCUCACCAUGUUGUCUUUCCAAUUGAGGGAACAUUCGGUUAUUUGGCUCCAGAGUAUUUUAUGCAUGGAGUUGUUGAUGAAAAAACUGAUGUAUUCGCAUUCGGGGUCUUAUUACUAGAGUUGAUAACUGGUCGUCGUGCAGUUGAUUCAUGUCGACAGAGCCUUGUGAUAUGGGCAAAACCACUUCUAGACACAAAUAAUGUAAAAGAAUUAGUAGAUCCGCGGCUGAGAGAAGAAUAUGAUCCUACAGAAAUGAAACGAGCAAUGUUGGCAGCUUCAAUGUGCAUUCACCAUAUGUCGAUAAAUCGUCCACACAUGAAUCGGGUAGCAUUGAUGUUGAGAGGUGAGGAUAAACCACAACCACAAGAGUUGAAGCCAAAGCCAAGUGCAAGAAGAACAGUCGUUUUUGACGGUUGUGAUUUGCAGGAUUACACUUGUGCUAGCUAUGUCAAUGAGAUCAAUCGUCAUAUGCAGCUUGUAAUGGAAUGAUUAUAUAAUUUUAUGUAUAUGUGUUAUUGCU
Molecule: messenger RNA, 1405 nt
Organism: Pistacia vera
Lineage: Eukaryota; Viridiplantae; Streptophyta; Magnoliopsida; Sapindales; Anacardiaceae
Product: receptor-like cytosolic serine/threonine-protein kinase RBK1
Exons: 7
Coding region: 28-1374 (448 amino acids)
Biological process (GO): protein phosphorylation
Molecular function (GO): protein kinase activity; ATP binding
Source: RefSeq, a predicted model, not a curated record